UUAAGUGACUGUGGAUGGAUGGUCAUGUGAUGGUCUAAUCCCCAGGGAUUUUCUGCCAGGAAUUCACUGUAGGCUCCCUUCCUCCUUCCAUCCUUUCUUAUUUGAGUAGAAAUGAUCUAAUAUUUUCCUGCAUCCAGCUGCCUGCUCGGCUCUUCUUUCAGACGGAUCUGUUGUUGGCUGAUAGUAACAUCUUUGACUGUGACUGAGGAUUGGAUUAUGUGUUAGAACACUGUCCUUUUACACAAUUCAUCAAUAUGCACACAGUGGAAUACAUGCGCAGUGGUAAGGGACGGAAGCCGGGACAUGCCAGCAUUUUUACAUGUAGCUGAUUGGCCCACUACAGUCAAGCCCCAGUAUAUUGUAGGUACCUGCUACUGACAAGAAGACUAUAAUAGAGAAAGCAGAGAAGAAAGUCAAGGAAGGACAGGUGAAAGAAGACACAGUGAUUUGGAAAUGAAUGGAAAGGUGAACACUGCAGCUAAGAAGAUCACUCACUGCAACAGUGUAAGAGUGGUGUCAGACCUGUCUCCACAAGCCCAGUCUACUCGGACCUCUCAUACUUCCAGAAAAGCCACAUUUGGGAAGCGCUCCAACUGUAUGAGCAGGAAUCCUAAAGCAGAGGUGACAAAACAGGGAUGGCUGUACAAGCAGUCCAGCAGUGCGGUGAAGCAAUGGAACAAGAGGUGGUUCGUCCUCACUGACCGAUGUCUCUUCUACUACAAAGAUGAAAAGGAGGACAAGGUGUUAGGCAGUUUGCCGCUACUCAGUUUCCAAAUUGGAGCAGUCGAGCCUUUGGAUAACAUCACCCGCAAGUUUGCCUUUAAGGUGUGGGUGGAGGAUGAGUGUGAGGAUGGAGAUCUGAAGAGUACUGUUGUGUUUUGCAUUCAGGCAGAACACACUGGAACCAGGACAUACUACUUCAGCACAGACAGCCAUGAGGAGCAAGAAGAGUGGAUCAGAGCCAUGAGUGAGGCUUCAAAGGUCAAAGUUCAUCAAAGUCCAACACAGAGAACAAUCUCUGACACCAUAGCUGAUCUCCAUCACACCAUGGUGACCAAAGCACCCGACUCGCAACAGCAUCCCCACACACAAACCUACAACGAAAAUGACAGAGACCUGCCCCAAUACUGUAACAUUGUUAGAGUCGACAGCCUUGAGACAUCCCUACCCUCCACCCCCCUCUCAAACCUGGAGGGAAAGAAGAAUGAUGAAAGACAAGGAGAAGGUGCUGACAAAGGGGGAGGACUAGAUUCUGACGUCCCUCAUUCAAAUCACCAUUCAAAUGAUUGUGGCAAUUACGGCCCUUGCAAAAGCAUACCACACACCAGCAAUAGCAAACCCCCUCCAUCCUGGAGUAACAGCGGACAUUGUGCCCCUCAGGGACACCUACAGGGUGCUGGCCAAACAGACGAUGUCCAGGAGAAGCAAGACACCAUGAUGCUAAGGAGGGACUUUGUGUCUAGAACAGUCCCAGAGAGGGUGGCCCAGAGGAAGAGUUCCAUGGCCCAGCUGCAGCAGUGGGUUAACCAGCGGCGGAGCAUGGUUUCCCAAGACAUAAUAAGCCAGUCACGUUACUACCACAUGAACCAUGGGGUCUCGGCUGACUAUUAUGGCUACCCUGGUAUCCCCCAGUAUUUGGAGCAGUAUUCUAUGUAUCCGCCAGGCAUUAGACCUGAUAGUAUCUGCUCUGUCUCUGCUGUGGGAGGAUAUGAUCAACACUGGACUGUCCAGGAGAAGCGCAACUCGCUGAGGGAUGGACCCCAUCAAAUGUAUGGACACCUAAUGCCCAGGGAUCACUGGGGGCAACAAUACUCUGGUGGAAUGGAAACAUCCAUGAGGCGUCUGUCUGUCCAGCCACGUUCCAGGUCUGUGCCUAGGUCACCAUCCUCAUCAUCAGGGGGCCCCUACUCACCAGGGCCAGCCAACUUUGUCUCACCAGCUCGAUCACCAUCAAUCCACUUUGACCAGUUUCCAGGGAGGAUAAGGGAUGAAGUGAUCUAUGACGAUUCAUCUGUCCACAGCCUAAGGAAAUCCCUCAGCUCCCUGAAGUAUGAUUACCCUGGCAGUAGGAGAUCCUUAAGCCAAGGAUUAUACCACUUCAACUACCCAGUGUCCCCUUUGAUCCACAAUAAGAUGGUGCCUCCUUUCCAUGAUGUCUACAGCAGAGAGUUACAUCCCACACUGAAACUCAAUGAGAUUGAAACGAGUAAACUCCUGGGUCGACUGUGUGAGCAGAACCAAAAUUUGAAAGAUCAUGAGGCUGUUGUCCACAGACUGAGAAUGGACAAGGAUAGCCUUGAGGAAGCUCUGGUGGCAACUCAUCAGGAGAUGGAGCUGUAUCAUAACCAGCCUUUAACCAUGGAAAAGCUGCAGUUUAAAAAGGAAACCCUGCAAAAACAGCUCAUCAACAUCAGAGGGGAACUCUCACAGGCCUCCAGCGCUUUAACCACCACUCACAUGGAGUUUGAAGCAUUAGAGGAUGAGGCCAACGCCAUACAUGGAGAUCUAUGGGAGCAGCUUAAUGCAGGAGGGCAGAGUGAACUGGUUCGUAAGCACAUCCAGAAAGAAUUUUGGAGAGUACAGGAUGUAUUAGAGGGACUGCACAAGAAUAACUCAUCCAGAGGUGCUGACACAGCCAAGCACAGAGUGAGCAGUGGUGCACCAGGUUCCUUCAGCACCAAUAGUCCAGCCAGUCCCCUGAGCUCAGUAAGCCUCACCAGCCCACUCAGCCCCUUCUCCCCAGUGCCCGGCUCACAGGCCUCGCCCACCAAACAGUUUUGUCUAGAGGAAAGUGUUCCCCCAAGGCCUCCCCUUCCAAAGUCUUAUUACCCUUUGGAGCCCUCCUCUACCCUAACUCCUUCCACCCCCCUCCUGCCUUUUGACAGCACCGACUGGGUAUGCAGCUUGGGGAUGGAUGAUGGUUACUUUGACGCUGAAGAUUCUCACAUCAGAAAGGUACUUAGGUGUUUCCACCCCUAUGUUGUACUCACUACAUCCAGUUCAAACUAUUGUCCAGUGUCAUCUUUUAAAUAUUUUUUUUUUAAAAUUGCUGAGGCACCUAUAAAUUAAAACGUCCUUCUUCUUUCCAAAUCACAAUAUUUUCAAAUGCUCUGCCCAUUGUCUGUGAUUUUCUCAUCUGACUGCAUAAAAUCCUUGUUCCACACAAGGCUCCUUUAGCUCUUUUAGAUGCCUUUCAUUAGAAGGCAUGUUAGCUGCGUGCUGUAACAGAAAAGUCUUGUUAACCAGUCAAACUGUCUCUGUGCCUAUUUUUGUGGUGUAGUAUUAGUGAUGUAGUGAUGUAAGUAUGUGGUUACAACAGGAAGCAUCACAACGAAAGUCAUUUCCACAUUCUUUGGAUUUAGGUGGUGCUGGAAGCUUAGUAGACCAAGUCUCUUUGAGUUAACACAGGGAAUUUACAGAUGAAUGCUCAAAUAGCUGGAUCAGGUAUCUAUGACACAACCUUCUUGAGACCAAUCUGUCAAAUUCAGUUCCAUGUGCCUUUGUGUGCUAAAUUUUGAUUUCUGUUCAUUUGAAUGUUUUUUCCCAAGUUACCUGUGUGAAUUUGAAUUUGA
Scatophagus argus is the source of this 3572-nucleotide messenger RNA. RefSeq names its product pleckstrin homology domain containing, family A member 6 (gene plekha6). The transcript is spliced from 17 exons. The record is from RefSeq and is a predicted model, not a curated record. Lineage: Eukaryota; Metazoa; Chordata; Actinopteri; Scatophagidae. The coding region runs from base 454 to 3069 and encodes 871 amino acids.